Messenger RNA from Procambarus clarkii (red swamp crayfish), 4746 nucleotides. RefSeq names its product RAD51 recombinase homolog spn-A (gene spn-A). Gene Ontology annotation, molecular function: ATP hydrolysis activity; DNA strand exchange activity; double-stranded DNA binding. Gene Ontology annotation, cellular component: condensed nuclear chromosome; nucleus. The record is from RefSeq and is a predicted model, not a curated record. Gene Ontology annotation, biological process: chromosome organization involved in meiotic cell cycle; mitotic recombination-dependent replication fork processing; DNA strand invasion. Lineage: Eukaryota; Metazoa; Arthropoda; Malacostraca; Decapoda; Cambaridae.
CCUUACUCUGGCCCCUACACUCAUCGCGCACAUUUAAAAUUGGUUUCAGUGAGAUCUGCCCUGUCAUGUCUAGUCUGCAGUAUUGUUAGCCCUGUGGCCCUUGACCGUUCCUGAUACAAGAGAUGACUUGGCUCUGGGAGGGUUUUUGUCCCCCGAUGUUGCACUUUCUCCAAAGCAGCCAUGUCCUUCUGAAGAUGAGAAAUCAUGGCGAUGAUGCAAGAACGAAGUAUUGAUGAGCAGGAGUCAGAAGCUGAUAGUGGAGCUGCUGGGCCAUUGCUUAUACAUACACUUGAGCAAAAUGGAAUAUCUGUGGCAGACAUAAAAAAAUUGGAAGAAGCUGGUUACUAUACCGUAGAGGCUGUAGCUUUUGCCCCAAAGAAGGCCCUCCUUGGUAUUAAGGGAGUUAGUGAGGCUAAAGCAGACAAAAUACUGGCAGAAGCUUCUAAACUAGUACCAAUGGGCUUCACUACUGCAACAGAAUUUCAUCAGAAACGUGCCGAUUUGGUGCAGCUGACUACAGGCUCAAAAGAGUUAGACAAACUAUUAGGAGGUGGUAUAGAGACUGGUUCCAUCACUGAAAUGUUUGGAGAGUUCCGCACUGGCAAGACUCAACUUUGCCACACACUAGCUGUUACCUGUCAGCUUCCCUUAGAUAUGGGUGGUGGUGAAGGAAAGUGUCUUUACAUAGAUACAGAAGGAACUUUUCGGCCUGAACGUCUUCUAGCAGUUGCCGAUAAAUAUGGGCUCUCUGGGGCUGAUGUCCUCGACAAUGUGGCUUAUGCUCGUGCAUAUAAUUCAGAUCACCAGACUCAGUUAUUGAUUCAAGCAGCAGCCAUGAUGGCAGAGUCCAGAUAUGCCUUAUUAAUAGUUGACAGUGCUAUGGCAUUGUAUCGAACAGAUUAUGCUGGACGAGGAGAACUCUCUGCGAGACAAAUGCACCUGGCACGAUUUUUGCGAAUGCUUCUCAGAUUGGCUGAUGAGUUUGGUGUUGCUGUGGUAAUAACAAACCAAGUGGUUGCUCAGGUGGAUGGAGCAGCCAUGUUUGCAGCUGAUCCCAAAAAACCCAUUGGAGGCAACAUAAUGGCUCAUGCUUCUACAACUAGAUUAUAUCUAAGGAAAGGUAGAGGAGAAACAAGAAUCUGUAAGAUCUACGACUCCCCGUGUCUUCCUGAAGCUGAAGCCAUGUUUGGAAUAUAUGCUGAUGGUAUUGGUGAUGCAAAAGACUGAAGUUUGCAUUAUAAAAUUAGAUUUGUGCCUUAAUCUGUCUCUUUUUAAGUGAUUGAGCCUAGCUUCAAGGAUUAAGUUUUCUAACUUUUAUAUAAUUAUAUAUAUAUAUAUAUAUAUAUAUAUAUAUAUAUAUAUAUAUAUAUAUAUAUAUAUAUAUAUAUAUAUAUAAAUAAAUUACACACCAUAUACACAUCUAGUUACAUAAAGCUGAUCAGUUGGUAAAUAUUUUGUACAUAUCUCCAUAUAAUUACAUGUUUCAUUCAUUAGUUUUGAUUGUACUUCAGUCUUUCAAAUAUUAAUUAAUACAUAUCUUCAACUUUCCAGACAUAUGGCAAUAUUGUUACAUAUUUACUCAUUUCUUAUCUUGCAUAAUCAUAUACUGGUAUUUAAUAGAAUUAAAAAGAGUACAAGAUAUAAUUGCUAUGAAUCUUGACUCUUUAUAGUAAAAAAAUGAAAAUAGUUUGCUUUAGUGUUUUAGUAUCAAUUAAAUAAUCAUUGAUCUAUGCAUUUAUGCAGAUUAUGCAAAAUAAUUUUAUUAAAACUAAUUAAAAAAUUGGAUGUAUCUUUAUUGCUUUUGCUAAUGAUCUACCACAGUGUAUUUUAAGUGAUAUUUACUUUGUAUAUAAAACUGUUAUUGGCUUUGGAACUUUUUAAUCAUAUUCUCUUAUGUGCAGAGUACUAUUUAGUAAGUUUAUAAUUGUGAUAUAACUUACAUGAUGCACAAAUAAAUUGUUAAUCAUUUAAUAUAAUAGUCAUUGGAUAAAAACCCUCACUUAUGUAUGUAUUUGUGAAACUUAUGUAAAAAAAAAAAUAAACCAAGUUUUUCGCACUCUCCCGAGUGUUUUGUCACAGUUAAGUUGUGUGUGUUAAGUCAAAGUUUUGUGUGUGGUUAGGUCGAGACUUGCAUCUCGACGACUAUUCACAAUGAUGAUUAGUCCAUUAGAUUAUUAAUGUUGAUGAUGUAUUGCAAGUCACAUCCUAACCACACUUGGACUUUGAUAAAGCACUCAGGAGAGUGCGAAAAACUUGGUAAAAUUCUUUACAUAAGUUUCACAAAUACAUAAGUGUGGGUUUUUAUCAUAUGUUAUUAUGUGUGUGAGAAGACAUUGCCAUUACUUAUAAAGUCAUUGUUAACUUUUUCAGUCUCAAGUUUAAAAUUUAAAUGCAUGUUAGUAUUUUAUUGACUAACCACGGCAAAUAUGCAGCAAGUAGUUUGAGUUCAACUUUAUGAUUCCUCAGGUUGUGCAAGGAUGUGUAUUUUUUUUAAUAUAAAAAUAUUUAAAUUCAUCAGGCUGUCUUAAUGAUGAAAGAGACCGGACAUGGGUUAAAGUAUUUUCUAGCAAUACUUAAAGAUUAGUUGGUUUACCUUCACAUCCUUGUCCUACACUCCAUUGUAGUUUACAUGUGUAAAAUUUCCUUUAAGGAAACUAAAUUAUUCACUCUCUGCCAGUGUCCUUAUGUUCGGUUUAUUCCGUUUCCUUAACAGAAACCUCCUGUUCAUUGAGACAUUCAUUUUUUUUUUUUUUACAUGCCUUACCUUACUUUGUAUUGGUUUCGGGAAUUAAUGUCCCAGUCUCUGACUAGGCCAAUUCUGUUUGCCUAGUUAGUUUGCCAAUAAUAUUUCCUCAGUCCUCUGUCUUUUUGAAGCCUUUUGCUCCUGCUGCCAUUUUCACUAAUUAUUCUUUGAUCUAUGAGCUGGAUUGUUGAAGUUGGGCAAGUAUGUGGCAAAAAUUUCCUUAUAUUAGCUCAUUCUCUUGUGGAUGUGAUGGGCUGUUAUUUAGAAACAUUACUAUAUGGUUGUCUGGCAGGCUAAAGCUCACUUUUAGAUUUAAACAUCAACACUUUUUAUGGCCAUAUAAGUUACAAGGAGAGACUUGACCCAUCUAAUGACAAUUGAACUUUUACUUUUCCAGAUCACUAGUAAUUAGUAUGUGCCUAUGCUAGGUGCAAUGACAUGCUACGCUACACCAAACUUACUUUAUCUUGCUUAUACCCAGAACCCCAUCGUGGGUGUUGUCCAUAUGAGAUAAGAAGACUCGUGUAUCACUCUAAAGUUGGUGCAGGUGGGUUCAGCUGUCCUGCCUGCUGACCCUUCUGCCUUCUGUAAUUCUUGCUGGUGCCAGAUGCUCCAUUCAGGAGUACAUUCCCUCUCCUAGACGUUGCAAUAGGCGAUGAAACUUUGGGCAUGGUGCCUUCAAAUGCACAAAUGCAGUGUGUCUAUGCCCCUUGUGUGGGGACUCAGGUCAGUCUAAGAUGGAGUGCUCUUCUUCCCAGACUCACUGCAUCAAUUGUGGUGACGCCCACCCUACUUUCUCUCACGUGUGUGUGCACUACAAAUUUGAGGAAGCCAUCCUCAAUUUGAAGCACCGCAAUCAUCUGUCUUUUUCCUAAGGCAAGAUGCCUGGUCCGCCGUCUCCCCUCUUUCGCUAGCAUGUCUUGUGCUCAUGUGUUGUGUUCUACCUCUCCUCAGCCUUCCCCUCCUUUCUCAAUCUCACAACCGUUCCUUAAACAUGUCAGGAGCCUUAGACCCAGACACAUCCACCACCACCUCACCAGCUCCUUUAUGUUCUGAACCAGAAGGUCCUCCUCCCAGUUCUCCAUCUGGUGUUUCCUUCCUUCCUUCCCAGUCUGCCUUGUCUCCUGUGUCCUCUUUCCUUUCUCCCAAUCCUUCUUCCCAGCCCUCCGCUCUGUCUUUUGGUCCUCCAUGCCACCUGUCUGUCCAGGCUGUUGUCUAACAUGCUCCCAGCAAUCUUCAUGUUGUUCGCUCCCAUUAUCCUUCCCCUGUUGAGACUAUGAAGACUGUUGCCCAGUACGUUGCUCCUGGCACACCUCCCAAAGUCAGAAAUGUAAGCCCGACUCCUCUCCUUCCUGCUCGGCAGGUAAGAAGGCAUUACUUUCUAUCCCUGCCUUCUGACCGAUUCUAUCCCUGCAUCCUCUCCCAUUUCAGUUGUCGAACCCCUUAUCCUAGUUAUGGAGAUUCCCUUGAUCCUCAAUUCUCUCUCGGUUGCAGCCCUUGAUGAGGUACGCUUCCCUGUUUGUCCCCCCACUUUUCCAAUUUGCUUGACCACCCCUCUCCAAUGCCCCCUCCCGCUCAGGACUCUGUCCGCCCUCCCACUCUUGACUCCAUCGUCCUUGCUAGAUUUACCCAUGCCCCCUAACCCCAAUUCCACUGAUCCUGAUCCUACCUAGUAUACUGUGUUCUUCUUUGCAUUUGUUUCUACCUUGUUCACGUUUCUGUUCAUUAUUUUUGACAAUGUCUAUUAUUCAAUUGAAUAUUCAAGGAUUUUAUGCCAACUUCUGAUAACAUGCUUUUUACUACUUGUGUGACUCCAGGAGCCGAUGCUUGGCGCUUGUCCUGGUCACUUCCGUGGUUAAAGAGUUUCUGAUAGGAUCUUUUGUUGUUAAAGUUGUUUAAGAUUCGCUACUUGGAACAAAAUGUUCCAUGUAGCACGGGCUAUGAUGAGCCCGUAAAGUCUAUAUAGGAUCUUUUUAAUUUGAAUAAACUGUCUUCCAUUAAAA